This is a messenger RNA of Truncatella angustata, 2391 nucleotides long. RefSeq lists its product as uncharacterized. Gene Ontology annotation, molecular function: transcription cis-regulatory region binding; DNA-binding transcription activator activity, RNA polymerase II-specific. NCBI's taxonomy places the organism in Eukaryota, Fungi, Ascomycota, Sordariomycetes, Amphisphaeriales, Sporocadaceae. The transcript is spliced from 3 exons. The record is from RefSeq and is a predicted model, not a curated record. Gene Ontology annotation, cellular component: nucleus; RNA polymerase II transcription regulator complex. Bases 1 to 2391 code for a protein of 796 amino acids.
AUGGCCAGCCCAACUGCCCUUGCGCCAUCUACACGACCUGAGAGACCUGGCAAGCUCGCCAUUUCUCCCAUUUCAGCGGCUCCGUCACCUAGCUCGGCGCUACAACUAUCUCCGACCUCAGGUGCAUCAACCCCCACCUCCAUCAACGCUCCUCAGCUAGCCAUCAAGCCUGCAGCCAAUGGUUGCCAGUCUGUACCCCUCGCUAGCAUGGCUUCAACUCCUGAACCUCAGUCUCAGUUGCCCAAGAACUCCAUCACCAGUAAAGAAUGGGUCAUCCCUCCGCGGCCAAAGCCUGGGAGAAAGCCCGCCACGGAUACACCACCCACGAAGCGGAAGGCUCAGAACCGCGCAGCGCAAAGAGCUUUCCGUGAACGUAGGGCAGCCCGUGUUGGCGAACUAGAGGAGCAGCUUGACGAGGAUCGCCGUGAGCAUGAACAGAUCCAGCAGGACCUUCAAGAUCGGGUCAAUGGCUUGGAUCUCGAAGUCCACAACCUGCGGAGUCAUUGCACAAUGCUUGAGGGCAGGCUGGACAAGGAGCGAAAGGACCGAGAGAGGAUAUCCAGCGAGCUCGAAGCCACACGGCGGCAACUGAGAGACGAACGGGCAAGCAUCUCGUCUCGGCAUGCUAGUCUACCUGGACUGCAUGCCGCCCUUUCGCAGCAUCACACGCCACGAAGCAGCAUUACCAGCACACAUUCAGGUCACAGGAAUUCUUCCACGUUUGCAAUUUCUCAGCUCAUUUCACCUUCCGACCCCUCCGACGCCGACAGGUCGCAUGAUGCUGUCUGUGGCCGAUGUGACCCUGAUGGCCCAUGCGCAUGUGUGGAGGAGGUCCUUGCCCAUGCAGGUCCCAUGGUAGACUGCGGCAAAUGUACCCUCGGGUCAAGGUGCGAAUGCCUCGAAGCCGCUCUGAACCAAUCAGCCAAUACAGACUCAGAUCUCAAGCGAAGACCAUCUUCCAGCUCACUUCUCGAACCAGAGGAAAAGAGACUGAGACCAAAUCACGAUGAAAACGAGAUUGAUUUUACUGCCAUGUUCUCUAGGAAGAGAGCGCCGGCCGUCGUUGAGGUCGUACCCGAACCUGUUGUUCAACACGAACCCAUACGGCCCCGUGACUCAUGUGGCUUCUGUACAGAAGGCACAUACUGUAUGUGUGCUGAGGCUGCCGCGGCUGAAUCCCAGUUGCCCCCAAUCGCUUCCGAGGUACAAACACCCCCACCCGAUUCCGACAACGACUUCGGCCCUCUGGCAAUGGAGUUCACAUCAACAGGAGCCGUUAAGCUGCCUCGUCUCUCCAGUCUCAACCGACCUAAUCCCUCAAAGCCUCUCAGCAAGACUAGUGGCUGCGGACCAAGCGGACCUGGAUCCUGUGCUACAUGUUUGUCAGACCCCAAGGCCGGCCUCUUCUGCCGGAGCCUCGCCGCUGCAUUUGAUAAACAGGGCGGCAGUUCCAAGACUGGUGCAGGAUGUUGUGGUGGCUCCCGAAGUGGUGGUGGUUGUUGCAAGUCGAAGCCUGCUGGCUUAAACAUCGGGUUAUCUGUGGUGGAUGCUUACAAGACGCUAUCAAGUCACCGUAACUUCGACAAGGCAACAGAAGACAUUGGUACGUGGCUACCAAAGUUGCGCGCCGUUCCGAGACCACAAGAGGUUGGUGAGAGCACCACGAGACGUUCGCACAUAGAGGUAGAGACGGCUAGUAUCAUGAGUGUGUUGAAGGGUUUCGAUGUCAGAUUUGGCAGAGAAGCGAGCGGAACUGGCACCGGUCUCGCGAUCGCGUCGACGUUCGACAGCAGCAGCGUCGCAACUGUCGAUGAGGCAAGAGCUACAGCUGAUACGAUUCCCGCUUCAAGCGGCGCCUUCUCGGGCACACCAUGUCCCAUCGCACCGCCGCCGCCAUACUAUGCAUGCCCCAGCAAAGCGGUAACAGCGACUAAACCCGCCAGAGCCAAUGUAUGUGCCGCAAGAAAGAGGACAAACAUACCACCUCAACGUGAGCCAAUCUCCGCACCACGAAAAUCCCCGGGGCGGCCCAGCUGCUGCAUACUCCUCCUCGCUCUCGGGGUUAUUGCCGUCAUCGUCGGCCUUGCCUAUGGGGGUUAUAGCCUCACAACGCCGGGCUCGGACUCCUCCUCGCCUGUUGGUAGUCAGACAUUCGCGGCUCCGUGCAACUAUUGGAGGGACGGUGUGUUUAACCAUGAAAUCGGCUUAUGCGGCGGCGGCAGCAAAAGUGUCCUGACCGCGGUAGACGGCGAUGGCGAUGGCGAUGGCGCCACCGCCGCAUCUGAGGGAAGGGCCAUUAAUGUGAAUGGAUUUAUAUCAAGAUCGUCGUCAAGCUCGAGCUCGUCACUGGAGCCAGUUCAGACUAGGAUUGCAAGGAGAUUUGUGUCUUGA